AGCAGGGGUCCAGGGGUCAGCGCUGGAGCGGAGGGGCUGUGGGGGCCCUCUUCCCCCCGUGCCCUCUCCGUGCAGGGAUCUCGGCAGGGUGCGUGGGCUCGUGCCCUGGGACACAGGCCUGGAGGCCCCGGCCCUGGGAGAGGCCGGGAGGCAGCGCCGUUCCCUGGUGCGAGCUCCUCUGCCGGAGCCUCCGCCUGCGUGUCCUGCACAGCCCAGGCGGCAGAGACUCCUGCAACAUUAUGUCAGGAGACAGUGACUGCACCAGGACAAGUCCAUCAGCAGGGUCUCCAUCAGACAAUGAGUUCUUGCCAGAUCGGCCAAAGUACGUGUGCUCGCUGUCUCCUGAUCUCAUUACCAAAGCCCGGGAAGAGCUCCAAGAGAAACCUGAAUGGAGGCUCCGCGAUGUGCAGGCGCUCCGAGAUAUGGUGUGCAAAGACUAUCCCUCCCUGGGGACCUGCCUGGACGAUGCUUUUUUGCUAAGAUUCCUCAGAGCUAGAAAAUUCGAUUACGACCGAGCGCUUCAGCUUCUGGUGAACUACCACACCUGCAGGAGGAGCUGGCCUGAGGUCUUCAAUAACUUGAAGCCGUCCGCAAUUAAACCUGUCCUCGAGUCAGGUUUUGUCACUGUGCUGCCUCACCUGGACCCAGAGGGGCGCCACAUCGUCUGCAUCCGUCCAGACAGAUGGACACCCAGUAAUUAUCCGAUUACUGAGAACAUUCGUGCCAUAUACUUAACGUUAGAAAAACUCAUUCAGUCCGAAGAGACCCAGGUGAAUGGAAUUGUAAUCCUGGCAGACUACAAAGGAGUCAGCUUAUCUAAGGCGUCUCAUUUUGGUCCUUUUGUAGCCAAAAAAGUGAUUGGAAUUCUUCAGGAUGGAUUCCCCAUUCGAAUAAAAGCUGUUAACAUAAUAAAUGAGCCUCGUAUAUUCAAAGGCAUUUUUGCAAUCAUCAAGCCUUUUCUGAAGGAAAAGAUAGCAAACCGGUUUUUUCUUCAUGGCUGUGAUCUGAAUUCCCUUCAUCAAAACAUUCCUCCAGUGAUCCUCCCUGAAGAGUAUGGUGGUACUUCAGGGAAGCUGGAUAUCUCAGCAUGGAAUGAGCUGCUGCUCGCCUCUGAAGAGGACUUUCUGCAUGAUUUCUCACAGCUGAUUCUCCCAUGUGAUGGCUCUCCCCAUGACAUGCUAGUGAGUGGGGAUGCCGAUGAAAAGCAAUGUGAUGAUUCCCUGCGAGGCAUGAAACCUCAGCUCUAUUACUGCUACUAAUAAGCCAGUAAAGGGAAGUUUGCCAGCACAGUUAAGAUCUGAUAGGUGAUGUUGUGAACUCUGCCUUACUCCUAGACCUGCAGUUCAGGAACAGACUGCUGAGGCACUUUACACUGUAGAACCAAAGGAAGCUGAAGAGGGCACAGUGGGGGCAGGGCAGAGUUCAGGGAUAAAGGCAAAGAGCACAAGUUAUGCAGAAUACUUGAGGCUUAUCAGCCUGUGUGAAUGAUGUGAACUGGCCUAUUCUUUCUACUGAUAAAGGGGGAAAAAUAUAUUGCAAGAUGGGAGGCUUGAUAGUUUCUUAACCCCACCCCACCCAGGUGAAAAGUGACAACAAUGAUUUACUGGCUUCAUGACUAUCCAUUCCUUUCCCCUCUGAAAACACCAGUAAUCCAAGACAAGAAAAUUGCUUUUGAACUCUGCAACGUGUAGUUAUGUUAGUGAUUGCUUAAAAACAUGUAAGUCUAAUUUGGCAGUUGGUUCAGGUUGUGAGUUGGCAUUUCUGAGAUAUCUCAAUGAAUAUUUGCCUCAAAUUAAUAUAGAGCAAAACUUUCUUAUCCAUGAAUACCAGUAUGGAGAUCAUCUCUGAAGCUUCCUCACAGUAGGAAGUACUGGUGGAUUAACUCUACAUCAUCUGUGCCAAUGCUUACUAUAAACAGAUGCAAUCUUCAUUUGCAGAAAAGAGCAAGUUUUUCAGAUCAAGUACUAAAGCUUUUGAUUAGGCAACAGCUUCAAGUAAUGAGGUUCAGUACCAAAUAAGAAAAAACUAUGUCAGCCACCUUCCCAUAUUGUCAGUUGUUCUUUUUUUCAGCUGGUUGUGAUGAGGAGUUGGGUAACUCACUCAUGCAUAGAAUUUGUAAGGAGGCUUUGUAGCAGUUGGGAUAUGACCUAUAGAAGGCAGUGCUUGAUGUUGGACUGCAAGGUGCUCCUUUAGCUUGUUACUUUGGGCAGAAUUUGAGUUGAAGUGUGAAACCAAAUGCAGACAGGCUAUUUGAAAGCACAUUCUUAAUUUUCCUGCUAUUGUAGAAUUUUGUUGUCUGUGCUUGUCAGAUCUUUUGUGAAAUGUUACAAUUUUGGUUUUGACUUUGUUGACCUCUUUCGCCUUUGGUUAUCAUGUUCCUGCAUGAAGUUAGACUCAAUUCAUCUCUGUAAUAUUUAAUAACUUGUAUGCCUGUGCUUCUAGGUCUUUGUCUAGAGACAGAACUAAGACUCCGAUGUCAAGUCAGGGUAAGAUAACCUGAGUAUUAAUAAGCUGUUCCCACUCCCCAGGUUCAAGCUAUUUUAGUGGUCUUGAAUUAGAACUUAACUCUCAUAAAGCUCUUUGCACAUUUUUCUGUACUGUAAUGCUGUAGAGAUGGAAAACUUCACUAGGACCAGGAAAGCACAUCCAAUUAUUUCAAGCUGAAAAGUUUCACUCUCUGGUGAAGAACAUCCCUUCUAAAUGGAGACUCAUCUCUAGAGCACUGUCUCUGGGUGAAAUCUUUAUUUAGUGCCAAGCUACCAGUUAUGCUUCUGUAAACAGAAAACUAAAGCGUCUUGACUAUUUCAGACAUUCAAAGUGCCAAACUGUUUUGAAUGUCUGUUUUCCUCUCAGUCCCCCUGCAGCACGAUUGCACUGCCAAAAGAGAGAGCACUGCACUCUUCCACUGCAGUGACUUACUGAUCUGGCAGCAGACCUGUCUCUCCCUGGAGCUCAGGGGGUAGCCAGUAUUGUACCUGUCAGCCAAGCACUGCAAAUGGAGACUGGGUUUUGAAAAGGAUAAACCAUAAAGCUUUUUUCUGGGUGGCAGUUCAGACUUUGUGGGAGCAGGGAACUCAUCACUUGAACUGUCUUAGAUUAAAGAUGGGAAGAGAUUAAUUUUCCUCAUAGAAAGCAUCUGAUUUUUUCUACCAUUAAGUCAGUUCUUACUUCUCUGACAGCUGUUACCUUUCGGGCAGGGGAAAAAAAAAACCCUUCAACUACCUAAGAUAAGGUAAAAGAGUACUGCUACCACCACAUUUCUGACCAGAAUGUGCUGCGUGUUUUGCAAAGAUCAAUUCAGUUCUUUGUGCCACCCAGCAAGAUGGUAGCACACACCACCAGGACUUAGAAAGGUCAGUGGCUGCCCACACUGUUUAACUGUGGAAAUGUAACAAGUGGCAUUUAUGUUGUUUUAGUGCCUCUUAAUUCCACCCGCAAUGUACAACUGUACAAAUGUACAAUAACAGUAGGAUGGACCAUUUUUCUUAGAGGUGAAGACAUGACUGAUACUUGACACUCUUCCCUGCAUUUUGCAGCAGCGUUUGAAGUGGUAGGAUUUUGGCUUUGUAUAAGAACAGCAACUUUGAUCCUCUCCUGUAACUGCUAGAGAGGGAGGCUGAAUAUUCAAACUCCAACUUAGUGUCCUUCAAAAAAAAAAAAAAACUAGUAGUGUUCAGCAGAAGGUUGAGAAACUACUACAGAAACCAACCUCUUCAAGCUUCUAAAUUCUCUUUCAUGCCUUCAACAGGCAAACUAGAUCCAUCUCUCCCUAACCUCUUCUCUUCUGCUCACAGAGAAACUAUGCGAAAAGCACAUGAUUUAAACAUAAUAGAUAAGGCUACAUUAUCAAUGCUGAAAAUAGCUGGAUUUAUGUCUCUAAAACUUUAAAGCUGGCUGACGGACAGUUGAUGUCAGAAUACUUGAACCAAGCUAAGCUUACUUUUGUUAAGCAUCUAUUACUUCUAAUUUGCUCUUUUCUGGCUUUAGAACUCAGAAAGACAGUUGCAACUUUAUUGAGCUGUAUCUAUAACCUGGUUUAGGUUCAUAACCAGUGUUUGGUGUGUCUUGUGGAAAGCACAGCUCUGUCUUCUACGUGCCUGACUAUUGAGCUGAGAAUGCUGUUUUAGCUUUAACACUUGGCAAAGAAAUCAGUUUGUUCCCAAAAUUUCUCAUGUCAGCGCUUGGAAAAUAAGCACUUGUUUUAAGCAUAGUCUCUCUUUAUCUGCAAGUUAAUAGGAUAGGAAAAGCUUAGAGGUUUGUUUUGUUUCACAGCACUAAAACUGAUCUGUCCUUUUUCUCUACAUGAAAUAACCCUGUUUCCAGGGGUUAUAUGCCUUGCCCAGUACAUAACCAUCCCUGCCAAAUCCAACACGUAGCGAGGAGAGAUAUUUGAACUGCACUGGGCAGCCAAGGCUUUUGGCAUCAAGUGGGACAAAAGGUAGCUGCAUAUUGUACAUAGUACUUGAAUUUAUACUUUUGCAAAUGGGCAUUACAAACCCUGAGGUAUUUUCAGGAACUGGGUGAAGGGUUUUUUUUCUGUUAAAUCUCAUUUUGGCAUGAGUUAAUCAGUGUUAUUCAAACUAAUAAUUUUGCCUUCUGUUGUAUGUGGGUGUAGAGGUGUUGGGUGAUUAAAUGUACAUCUUAUUUUGACAAAAUUUAUUUUUAUAUUGCAUUUUAUAAACUGGAGUUGUCAAAAUGUGUAAUUUUAUGAUGCAUGAUGGAGUUAUUAAACAGUGUAACAGUUGCUAAUUUGACAUUUUAAAAACCUUUGCCAUGUGUCCUCUUGGGGUGGUUGCAAUGAAGGAUAAUAGCUGCAGUGUUACAGGAGAAAAGGUGUUUGCUUUCUACUGCAGAAUUAAGUUUUACUUGAACAACUCUAUGUAAGCAACUUCAAGGAAUAGGAUUUGACAUUCACUGAAUGAGAUGGAAGAUGCUGUUUGUUUCAAGAGAAACAGUUUGACUUACUGUUUGUUGCAGGGAGAAAACAUCCAAAUGGACACUGCAGCAGCCAAUUAACAUUUUAAUAACUGUAUGUAGUAUUUUGCAUUGGAGAAUAACUGCUGCUGCUUAACACUUCAACAGAGCUGGGACAGUUUCAGUAGUUAGUCCACUUUACUCAAACAAGUUUACAGUGCAAAUGCCCUCGUGCCAAUAGUAGUUUCACGUACAUUACUUUUGUAAGCAUAUUAGACAAGUGAAAUCAAUUAGAAGCUCUAUUUUUCCACCAUAAUCAUAAAGUUGUUUAAACAAGUCAUACACUUGCCACAUAUUAGCAUACUGAAAAAGUUACCAUAGAAGUUGCCUCUUAGAAAGAGCAAGUUUGUUCUUUAAAGGAAUUAGAGUUAACCUGUUUUUCAACCUCAAAGUUCUGUUCUUUUGGUGAGGAAUAAGGAGGAGUUGCCACAACAUAGGAAGGUAAGUAUACUUCAAAUAUGUGUGCAGUGGAAUGUAGAAAUCAAGCAGUAUGGCUUACACUUCCAGGAACAGUAGUGCAUUAUGUAGAAUAUAAUUGUUCUUUCAAAUAUUACUUCAUAUUUAGCUAAAUGUUACUUCUGUUCAGAGGGAAGGUUGUGG
Cuculus canorus (common cuckoo) is the source of this 5574-nucleotide messenger RNA. RefSeq names its product alpha tocopherol transfer protein like (gene TTPAL). The transcript is spliced from 5 exons. Gene Ontology annotation, cellular component: membrane. Gene Ontology annotation, molecular function: phosphatidylinositol bisphosphate binding. Bases 240 to 1259 code for a protein of 339 amino acids. Lineage: Eukaryota; Metazoa; Chordata; Aves; Cuculiformes; Cuculidae. The record is from RefSeq and is a predicted model, not a curated record.